CUUUUAGUUUGGAUCAUGGCCCCUAACUAUCUUUCAGAAAUCGUAAAUCGGGACUUCUCUAGAAUAAGCACCCAAAAUCGAGUCAUCAACUAUUUGGUAAAGCCGCUGAGCUUCGAAGUCAAAACCGCUCAGUCCUUGAUCAUAAUGGUGCGACGCCUACGGAUGAAGGAGCUGUACGAGAACGAACAAAAGCAGCAGCAGCAGGAAUUGAAUGCAAUGGGAAAGAGUACUUAUCCGAUGAGCGUUUGCGAACAUGAUCGUUGGUGCUACGAAGCCUAUUAAGAUCAGUGGACAACUGUAAAAUUCUCUAUAGUGCACUCAAUGAGCAAGUCAGAAGAGGAAAAUAUUUGUGCGACUCAACAUUUUUAUUAUUAUUACGAAAUCGGAGCCGCACAAAUGUUUGCUCUUCAAAUCCUUGCUCCCGAAAUAAAAGUCACUUAUAGUAUGUGUGUAUGAA
This is a messenger RNA of Scaptodrosophila lebanonensis, 457 nucleotides long. RefSeq lists its product as uncharacterized. The transcript has 2 exons. The coding region runs from base 16 to 282 and encodes 88 amino acids. NCBI's taxonomy places the organism in Eukaryota, Metazoa, Arthropoda, Insecta, Diptera, Drosophilidae. The record is from RefSeq and is a predicted model, not a curated record.